AUGCCUGCACUACCGUACGAAUCGUCCUCUGUUGACUUGAGCUUCUCCCUCCUUGCGCGACAGAAUGCGCAGCCCCAGCCCACGCAAACCCAGCAACUGCUCACGCCUAACCAUACCCAGGUGGUUACACUCGUAGUCGCGAGCGUGUACGUCGUCGUAAUCGCGAUACUAUGGCACAUCCCCAUCCUGAGCUGGCUGUUGUACCCAUUCAAGCUGCUCACAGUCGGCUUCCACGAGAUGUCACACGCGAUCGCCGGCCUUCUCACCUGCGCCAAGAUCCACUCGAUAGAGCUCGACCCAGACGAAGGCGGGGCGACCCAAAUGUCCGGGGGGGUGUCGUGGAUCACCCUCCCCGCCGGGUACCUAGGUUCAUCCUUCAUCGGUGGAUGCCUCAUCGCCUGCGGGUUCGACAUUGUCGCUAGCAAGAUCGCCUGUCUUGUCCUGGCUGUGUUCUUCCUCUUCACGCUCUGGUGGGCGAGGAGGAACUGGCUGAGCUGGAUCCUUAUCAUCGGCAUGAGCGGGCUGAUAGUCCUCUUCUGGCUCGUGCACAACAGCGUUGCGCUGAGGUUCUUUGUCCUCUUUAUCGGCGUGAUGAGCUGUAUGUACGUUCUAUGGGACGUGAUAGACGAUACUAUCGCACGAAAGGUGAACACCUCGGACGCGUCGCAGUUCGCGCACGUCUGUGGCUGCUGUCCUUCCCAAGUGUGGGGCUUCUUCUGGCUGCUCAUCGCUUUCCUCUUCUUUGCGGCUGCGAUCAUCAUCGGUAUCGUCGCUUUCAAAGAGGAUGACGCGCAGCAACAGUCAGCGGCAGGGACGUUCCUCCCCUCCCCGUUCCAUUAAUCUCUGGUCUAAGCAGACUGAGGACUGAAGGACUUGGUUUAUUUGCUCCUGAUGGACCACACGAUGUACAUAGGUCAUACCUUCAGUAUUGUACCCCUAAUGUAGCAUACCCUUCGCCAUGCACUGAGGGCGCAGCACUCCCUUGCACAAGCCAGGCAUCAUGUAGCUAGAUAGACGGACUAUAUAUACACGGCUAGUCGACGUUAGGGCAUGUGUACGUGACGAAUAAACGUUGGAGACAACGUCCGGUGUUACGGUUGAGACGAGAACAAGCUGAGAAAAACAGAGGUAGUGUACAUCCUUUCACAACGCUCAUGUCCACAACUCACAAGCUCUCGCGGAACCUCGUCCCUCCUGCGAACUUGCCACUUACAUCGCUCUUCCUCUUCUCCUCUCCCUCCUUCCCCGCAUUCUCUACCAUCUCAUACUCUCCCUUCACCUCCCCCACGACCGGACUCGGCUGCCCGACGGGACUGACGAGUUCUUCCCUACUCGCCGAGAACCCCUCUUUCCACCCUUCGGGCGGGGCGAGCCUUAUCGUGCUAGCGCUGCUAAACGCGCCCGCCGAGUCCGAAGCAAGGUACGGUCCUUGCCCCUUCCUCCCUCCCUCAAGCUCGAUCCCGUCGUCGUACCCCUUCGACCCUUCGCCAGUCUGGAUCCACCCGCGCUUUGCCGCUUUUUGCCCAAACAACCCGCUUUCCCCUGGUUUUGGGAAAGACGUGUGAGCAUCGUACGCCGCCCCGAGGCCGGAGGAGGGACGAGGCGCGUCUGAACGACGUUUUUCGCGUUGACGCCGACGCCGACGGAGGAACCACCAGAUCCCGAGGCAGGUGAGGAUGACGAGGAUCCCCAGACCGACUAUGAGGCCGAUGAAGCCGCCCUCGGAGCCUGCGACGGUUGGUACGCCGUUAUGGUAGUUUGAGUUUGGGGGUGUUGUGGGUAUGGUUGCGGGAUCGUCUGUUACUGGGUUUUGGCCACCGCCACGGGGAACGUGUACUGGUGUUGGGGUUGCAUGUACGCUGGCGAGCAUAGGGAGGACAGCUAGUAGGCGACCAGCGCGUGGAGAACGUCGUGAUGGUAUCAUGCUGUCCCUCCUUUCGGUGUCGUCGCGUCCUCACUAACUUGUCCCCCAAGAGGUGGUGGUUGAGAAGAGAAAGAAAGUGAAUCCUAAAUUAGUAGCAAGAAU
Molecule: messenger RNA, 2026 nt
Organism: Dacryopinax primogenitus
Lineage: Eukaryota; Fungi; Basidiomycota; Dacrymycetes; Dacrymycetales; Dacrymycetaceae
Exons: 7
Coding region: 1-840 (279 amino acids)
Source: RefSeq, a predicted model, not a curated record